Megachile rotundata (alfalfa leafcutting bee) is the source of this 3865-nucleotide messenger RNA. RefSeq names its product LisH and WD40 domain-containing Lis-1 (gene Lis-1). The record is from RefSeq and is a predicted model, not a curated record. Gene Ontology annotation, molecular function: protein binding. Gene Ontology annotation, cellular component: nucleolus. Gene Ontology annotation, biological process: ribosomal large subunit assembly. Lineage: Eukaryota; Metazoa; Arthropoda; Insecta; Hymenoptera; Megachilidae.
AAGGAAAUUCUGUCGAUGACUCCAAGUGUAACAGACCAACGAGGUGCAUUUCUGACGGCGAUGAGAAACCUUAUAUCUCGUGUACGUGAUACCCGCUGACAGGUGUGCUAAGGUAAAUGGAAAAAGAAGAUCCGAGGCAAGAUGGAAAGGGGAUCAUCUUCGCAUAAAAGACGAUCAACCGUAGCGAGCCUUGAAAUUCACACAAGGAAUAAAAUAACAUGAAGAUGCCACUGCACAGCAAUUUCUGGCCCUCCAAAAAUAUCCAGGACAGCAAUUGGAUCAGGAUAUUGCCUGAGGAUUGGUGCCGCAUGUUCCGAACUUUCUCCAUGGAAGAUUAAUAUCGAUGCCCAAGCCCAAAACACUUGAAUAAUUAGCGAAACGUGCAGGCUGGUAUCGGGAACGAGGAGCAUAGUGGUUUUUCGACGUGGAUCUGAUUUAUUCUGUUGUGUCCCGUUCGGUGAAGUGAAAGGUCUUGAAUCGCCGAAGGAGGAAUCGAUCGCGCUUUCCGGCUUCAUUCGCUUUGUUUGCCGGCAUUUGAACGAAACACGCGCUGAUAAUUCGCUAUGUACUUACUAUCAUGUGGAAGCAGGUGAACAGGGACGAACGACCGACUUCAGGCCUUUCACCCCGGCAUAAUUCUGCCCGACUUUCAAUCUCUUUUCCCACGUAUUCAACCUGCGGCCUCCGUUGUACCUGCCUAUACCGUGGGUUGUUUUCGGUUAAAUGUCAUUCUUUAAUUCCUUAAUCACAUCAAAUACUCAUACAGAUACCUAAAGACAAUAUUGUGAUAAUGGACUCAGCCAAUGACAUUUGCAUUCCUUAUAGAUGUAAUUUUCUGAUAUUACUAGCAAGAACAUGUCUUCAGAGUUGGAGGCUGUGCACAUGCCAUUCUUGGGUUCUUCAAUUACAUCAAAUAAUGUGUCUGCCAGGAUUUUUGAAGAUAAUACAAUAAUAAAUAAGGCGAUCGCGGACUAUCUCAGCACUAACGGCUAUCAAGAUGCACUCGAGGCGUUCAAGAAGGAAGCCGAUAUGCCUGGGGAAGUGGAAAGAAAAUACGGAGGCCUUCUAGAGAAGAAAUGGACAUCGGUAAUACGCUUGCAGAAGAAGGUAAUGGAAUUGGAAUCCAAACUCUCAGAAGCAGAGAAAGAAUUCAUCGAAGGGGCACCAACACGUAGCAAGAGAUCACCAUCUGAAUGGAUACCAAGGCCACCUGAAAAAUUUAGCCUUACUGGACACAGAGCUCCCAUAAACAGAGUUAUUUUCCACCCAGUGUUUAGUCUUAUAGUAUCUGCCAGUGAAGAUGCCACCAUUAAGGUAUGGGACUUCGAAAGCGGCGAAUUUGAAAGAACAUUGAAAGGACACACUGACAGUGUACAGGACGUUUCAUUUGACGUCUCCGGAAAACUGUUAGUCUCUUGCAGUGCAGAUAUGUCUAUUAAGUUGUGGGACUUUCACCAGUCUUUCGCCUGUGUGAAAACCAUGCACGGGCAUGAUCACAGUGUGAGCUCUGUCGCAUUUGUGCCACAAGGGGAUUUCGUAGUGAGCGCCUCUAGGGAUAAAACCAUCAAAAUAUGGGAAGUGGCGACAGGUUAUUGUGUUAAAACAUUGACAGGGCACAGAGAAUGGGUACGAAUGGCCAGGGUUAGCCCCUGUGGAGAAUUAAUUGCUAGCUGCUCGAACGAUCAAACAGUACGAGUAUGGCACGUAGCAACAAAAGAAACAAAGGUGGAACUUAGAGAUCACGAUCACGUUGUGGAGUGUAUCACAUGGGCACCGGAUAGUGCAAGAGCAUCAAUCAAUGCUGCAGCAGGGGCAGACAAUAAAGGUGCCCAUGAAGGACCUUUCCUUGCAUCUGGUUCGCGGGACAAGGUAAUCCGCGUUUGGGAUGUCGGUGCCGGCGUUUGUCUCUUUACUUUAUUAGGACACGAUAAUUGGGUACGUGGCAUCGUCUUCCACCCCGGUGGCAAGUUUAUCGUCAGUGCGUCUGACGAUAAGACCCUGCGAGUCUGGGACACACGCAAUAAACGAGCAAUGAAAACCCUCGAGGCGCACGUUCAUUUUUGCACUUCCGUCGAUUUUCACAAAAGCCAUCCUUAUGUGGUCACCGGUAGUGUUGAUCAAACGGUGAAAAUUUGGGAGUGCCGCUAGUCACCAAAACAUCAGGGUUUCUUUGAACCUUCGUCGAGAAAGAGAGAUUGUGAAAAAAAGGCGAACGAUGCGCGUCGAAUUCGAUGGAAACGGCCGAGGGAGUAAGAUGCUACAAAAAUGUUAUCGUACAUACUACUAUUAUUAAUAUUAAUAUUAUUAUACACACAUAAAUACGUACGAUUAAGAGCUCUUUAAUUAAUUUAUAAUAAAAUACAAUUAGUAAUUAUUAAUAUUACAUAUACGUUUUACGGUAACGAACUGCACGAUUCGAGGAGAGUCGGUUGAGGUUAGCUCUUUCUCGCGAGGAGGACAUUGCCAUAAUUUUGUCGGCGGUAGAUAAAAAGGAAAAAAAAUUGUUUCGAGCAUCUCAAAAUUGUGUCGCAAGAACACUUGCUUUCUAGAAACGGUUAACUAUACAUCUAAAAUGUUUCGCAGCGAAACGCGUAAUGGAAUGAAUCGAAUGAACGCAGUGCAUUCAAAUGUGUCGUCCUCCUCCUCGAACCGCCGACGGUGACCAGAGAAUUUCGACUGUGCCGUAUCUCCAGAAUGUCACGGUCACUCAUUCUCGUUUGCUACGCUGACCUCUCUUUGAACGUUCUUGACAAUGUAAAAUCGGAAAAUGACACCGAUACGUAUGACACGGACGCGCGUAUCUACUCGUAUACACACAUACGUAAGAGAGGAAAAUUCGAUAUGUUAGCAAUUAUAAUGUAUUGAUCGUCGUCAAUAAUUUAUUCAACAUUGAUCGAGUGCGUAGCAUGUUCCUGGUACAAAGCAAAACACGAUGUAAAGCAAACGAACGUGGCAAACGGGCAGGCAGAUUAGCGCUCUACGACGGUAUAAAGAAACAGGACAUUAGAGUGAGAAUCGAGGAGCGUCCGUUUGGAACGUUUAAGCUAUAUUUCAAGUUACAUGCUGCGUAUGUCAGUGUAUGUGUGUACUAUUAACGUCGAAGAACCAUUUGAAUCGUUCCCUAAAAUGUCGAACAAGCGAACAUCUAACAAGAUCAGCCAGAGACGAACGCAACCCAGAAGAAACUACUGAUCAGAAUAGAUAGAACCGAUGAAAAAAUAAAAACGAAGAGAAGUAGGACUUCGACAGUGCAUGGCGUCCAAACAACGUGCAUUAUUAACGAUAAUACUAGAAGAACGAGGGACGGCCGAGUGAAGCGUGCGGAUUUGUGAAAAUGCAAAAAAAUAUAUACUAAUGUGCAUUCGUACAGAAGUAUUUGAAGGGCGCAUAAUUAGUUGCGUGGGGUCCUGAGACAUGUGAGGUACUAGUUGUAUAUUUAGCUCUAAACUACUAUUAGCCGGUAGUGCAGACGUAGACAAGAAAACCAGAAAAAAGGGAAUAAUAGAAUCAAGCCGCAAAAGAACGAUUGGUCGGUACACACAUUUACGCAAGGCAUAUUUCGACAAGAUCUCGUAUAAUAAUUGCUUAAUUAAGGCCAAUUUUUCCUAACCAUUUUUCUUCUUCGUCUAUUAAUAUGCGCCACUUUUCCCUCUACCCAACUUCCCCAACAGAGCCAGAUACCAUUCGACUCAAUGUGGUACUAAAUUAUUUUGAUGAACAAAUAAAAACGAACUUCUCAUUGGAGCCGUGUGACAUCGUUAUGCUGUAUUACCUGUGUGUUUCGUCAUCGUUCGUGCAUCGUUAUUUGCCAUUUUUUUUCUUCUUUUCAAUCCAUUAAUAAUAAAACCUUGUAGCAAUCACGAUA